Molecule: messenger RNA, 3102 nt
Organism: Oncorhynchus keta (chum salmon)
Lineage: Eukaryota; Metazoa; Chordata; Actinopteri; Salmoniformes; Salmonidae
Product: protein numb homolog
Molecular function (GO): cadherin binding
Source: RefSeq, a predicted model, not a curated record
UGGAGCUCUACGAGUUCUUCUGCUCUCUUGGUAAACCGAGAGCACUGUGGAAUCCGAGUAGAUAGCACAAGAGAGUGAAAACAUUAUUAUUAUUUAUUUUUUUCAACCUUUAAUAAACUUUUUAGGUUAUGAAUUUCUCCCCGACCAAGAUGGCUACCAUUUUCAACCUAUAGAAACAUAACUUUGCAUAGUUAUAUGACAUAGCCGACCCGUAUGGUGCAAGUAUUUUAGCAGGAUCGGCUUCAUUUCCAAAUAAACACUUCACCUGGAAUUUACAUUUAUAUCGACCAGCUGAGAGAAAGAAAAGAUAAAAAGGUGAUCACAUUUGACUGACUUCUGGAUCGGGUCGCCCGUCACAGGAGGUCCAGGAUGAAUAAGCUACGGCAGAGUUUCAGACGGAAGAAAGACGUGUACGUUCCUGAGUCCAGCCGACCGCACCAGUGGCAGACGGACGAGGAGUCGGUCCGCAGUGGAAAGUGUAGCUUUGCAGUCAAGUACCUGGGCCAUGUAGAGGUGGAGGAGUCCAGAGGAAUGCAUAUCUGUGAGGGGGCUGUGAAGCGUCUCAAGACGGACAGGACAUUCUUCAAGGGCUUCUUUACAAAAGCAGGGAAGAAGGCAGUGAAAGCAGUGUUGUGGGUCUCAGCAGACGGUCUCCGUGUGGUAGAUGACAAAACUAAGGACCUGAUCCUAGACCAGACAAUAGAGAAGGUAUCGUUCUGCGCUCCGGACAGGAACUUUGAGAGAGCGUUCUCCUACAUCUGUAGAGAUGGAACGACGAGACGUUGGAUCUGCCACUGCUUCAUGGCUAUCAAGGACUCGGGAGAGCGUCUGAGCCACUCGGUGGGCUGUGCCUUCGCUGCCUGUCUGGAGAGGAAACAGAAGAGAGAGAAGGAGUGUGGUGUCACAGCAACCUUCGACUCCAACAGAACCACCUUCACCAGGGAGGGCUCCUUCCGAGUUACCACGGCGAUGAACAACACAGGAGCUGAAGAGGUCAUGAGGCAGUUGCAGGACAAGACAGCGGAGGGCGAUGUCAGGCCCCCCAUCCCUCUCUCCUCAGGCCCCAGUGUGGGUGUGGUGAACCAGGCUGUGGCCCCUCUACCAGGGCCACCGUCCCCCUCCUCCUCCCCUCCCCUGGGCAUGGAGAGCACCCUGGGCCCCCAGGUUAUCCCCCGCAGACACGCCCCGGUGGAGGUCCUGGCCAGACAGGGUUCCUUCAGAGGGUUCCCUGCCCUCAACAACAACUCCUCUCCCUUCAAACGGCAGCUGUCCCUCAGGAUGAACGAUCUGCCCCCUACCAUGCAGUCUGACCUCACCAUGAGCAACACAGUCCCAGAGGUGGAGGGAGAGGGCUACAGCAUCAGCUCGUGGUGUCUGUGUACCCUGUAUGUAUCACAGAUCGCCUCAGCCUUCAGUGGGCCUCCUGAAGACCCCUUCUCCCAGGCCCUGUAUGCCCCACCAACCUCCACCCCACAGUCACCUCCAGCACUGCCCCCUCCACUUCCUGCCCGAGACACUAACCCCUGGGCCAAGACUCCUGGCCAUGCAGGGCACCAUACCCCCCCGACCUCCACCUCAGCACACCCAGGAGGUGAUUGGACGACACCAACAGGCUCGUCUCCGACUCACCACUCCCACCGUCGCACGCCGUCGGAGGCUGACCGUUGGCUCGAGGAGGUCACCAAGUCUGUCCGCGGACUCCGACAACACAGGGUCCACAGCCCCCAGAACCAGACAGGCCUUCCCUCCUCCGCUGCCCUUCCCACUAACCAGGCCUUCCCACCAAGCUUCCGCGCUACCCCGGGUCCAACCAGGCCUUCCCCCAACCCACCAGCCUUCCCAUCCCCCAACCAGGCUUUCAUUGUCCCCAUGCCUUCCACCCAGGCCUUCCCUGCUGCCCUACCCCCUAACCAGGCCUUCCCUGCUGCCCUACCCCCUAACCAGGCCUUCCCUGCUGCCCUACCCCCUAACCAGGCCUUCCCUGCUACACUACCCCCUAACCAGGCCUUCCCUGCUACCCUACCUCCUAACCAGGCCUUCCCUGCAACACUAGCCCCUAACCAGCCCUUCUCCACCCCCCCAACUCAGGCAGUUGCCCCUGUGGCCUUCAUGUCCUCCCUGCCCCCUGCGAUUCCCAUGCUGGCCCCUCGCCAACCUGCCUACCACACCCAGGCCCCAGCCUCCUACCCCAUGUCCAACGGGCUGCCCUAUGCCCAUCCCAGUGUGCCUGUGAUGGGCAUCACACCCUCUCAGAUGGUGGCCAAUGUGUUUGGUUCAGCCACUCAGCCCCAGGCGUACCCCACCCCCCAGCCCCAGGCGUACCCCACCCCCCAGCCCCAGGCGUACCACACCCCCCAGCCCCAGGCAUACCCCACCCCCCAGUAUGACCCUGAUCAGCACACUGUGUGUAUCCCCUUCAGCAACCCCCACCAGCAGCCCCUUCCCUUCCAGGCACCCAAUGGGAGUGUAGCCUUCAACGGGGGUGGGGCCGACAGCUGGGCCCCUCCCUCCCUGCCCCCUCCGUCCUCCCCGGCCCCUCCCCUUCCCCCGCAACCCCUGGCGACGGCCGAUCCCUUCGAGGCCAAGUGGGCCGCCCUGGAGACCCAAUCCCGCCAGCGCACCACGCCGUCGCCCACUAACCCCUUCUCCUCCGAGCUGCACAAGACCUUUGAGAUCCAACUCUAGAGACUGAGAAGCUGGGAGGAGGAGGAGGAGGAGGUGGACUGGGACUGAGGAGGAGGUGGUGAUUAUGGGGGAGAGGAUACUUUUUUAAUGAAUUUGCAGGUUGGUGAGAGAUGGGAGAGGAGCAGACUAGCCUUUCUCUCAGUCUCUACAUCUGCCUGGAUUGGCUUAGUGGAGGACCUGAGUGGAGGAGAUGGAUGGGUGGGUGGAGCUAUCAGCAGGGAUGAAGGAUGGAAACAGUAGGACGGGAAGAGCAGAUGGAGGUGCUGCUGCUGCUUACCAGACAUUUAAUUUGUAUUGUGGGUUUAGUUGUGUUGUUGCUUUGGAUGACGUGGAAGUGGACCCUGUGGAGUGGUGGAUCUGAGAACACACAGCCCCGACCCCAACCCCGACCCCAACCCCGACCCCAACCCGAGCCCA